This is a messenger RNA of Neltuma alba, 540 nucleotides long. Its product is annotated as MDIS1-interacting receptor like kinase 2-like. Gene Ontology annotation, biological process: protein phosphorylation. Lineage: Eukaryota; Viridiplantae; Streptophyta; Magnoliopsida; Fabales; Fabaceae. The transcript has 2 exons. Bases 1 to 540 code for a protein of 179 amino acids. Gene Ontology annotation, molecular function: ATP binding; protein kinase activity. The record is from RefSeq and is a predicted model, not a curated record.
AUGAUCAAAACUCGCCACCGAAACAUUGUGAAGUUGUAUGGAUUCUGCUCACAAAGAUUGCACACAUUUCUAAUUUAUGAGCACAUCAAAAGAGGGAGCUUAUUUGAUAUGCUUAGAAACGAUAAAGAAGCAUUAGAGUUGGGUUGGUCACAGAGGGCUCAUAUUAUCAAGGGGUUAGCAGAGGCCUUAUCAUAUAUACAUCAUGAUUGUAAUCCAGCCAUUGUUCACAGAGACAUAUCAAGCAAGAAUGUUUUAUUAUCUUCAAACUUCGAAGUCCAUCGCUCAGACUUUGGCACAGCAAGGUUCUUGAAAAUCUAUUCAUCAAUUUGGACCACUUUUGCUGGCACAUACGGUUAUGCUGCUCCAGAGCUUGCGUACACAAUGGCAGUGACUGAGAAAGUUGAUGUGUAUAGCUUUGGUGUUUUGGCCAUUGAGUUGCUAAUGGGAGAGCAUCCUGGUGAUUUUAUAUCAUGUAUUCAGAUGUGUGGGAAGGCCAUAUCAUCUUGGAAGAUAUUUUGGACCCUCGUUUAUCAUCAAUGA